This is a messenger RNA of Bipolaris victoriae FI3, 516 nucleotides long. RefSeq lists its product as hypothetical. The coding region runs from base 1 to 516 and encodes 171 amino acids. Lineage: Eukaryota; Fungi; Ascomycota; Dothideomycetes; Pleosporales; Pleosporaceae. The record is from RefSeq and is a predicted model, not a curated record. The transcript is spliced from 2 exons.
AUGGCGAAGAGCCAAAACAACGCUUCCAGAGACUGCGAAGCAGUAAGAACACAGCCUACUGGCAGCCAAUCUCGAGCCGAUAUUGUGGUGGAUUUGUACUGCGGGCUCGGACUGUGGGUUUGCGGUACUGCGUUGAGCUCGACGCAGUUAGCAUUACAGCCCGAACGAAGCGAGAACGUCAUCUUGGCCAGAUGGCAGGAGACUGUCAUAUCACCUUUGGGUGAGCUGCCAGGCAUAGCCUUGGUUGGUCUCAUUGUAGCAUGCUCGACUGGGUAUGCGGUAUCGUGUGGACAGGCUUACCGCCGAGCGCCAAGGCCGAUAGCGAUGGCGGGCGCAUCCUGUAUUGCGAUUGUUAUGUUGGAAAGCGCUUGGAACGUGCUCAAGGUAAGCUCGGUGGAGCGGCUCGCUGUCGCUCUGCCGUCCAUGGUUAAUGUUGGCCUCAUGUGGGCGCUGGGCAUGCGGGCAAAGCAGUGCGUGGCAAUGCGAAUACCAAGGCAGGAAGAUGAUGAGAUGUGA